GAUAUAAGCACCAGGUUUAGGGAGCUGCGGCUGCAAUUAGUUAAAUUUAGUGGUUGCGUGCAGUAUCGCGCACAGUUUAGAGGAAGCCGCUCGGCAAACCACAAAAUGGCGUGGAACUUUUCGUUCGUCCUUAUCGCAGCAUGCGCACUGAUGGUUAGCGCUGCGCCGUCCAAACCGGCCAUCAAACCCCGCAACCAAGAGUUGCGCGAAGCGAUCGAGGAGUAUCGCGUCCGUUUCGAUGAGCUGCACAAGGAAAAGGAUCAAUUCCUGCAGUUUGGCCGUACCGGGCUGUGGGCGACGGUGCGCGCUAUGAACGAGGAAAUUUUGGUCGAUCUCGGUGAGACCCGCAACACGGUCGAGUACGGUUUCGACGAUGUGCGGCUAGACAUUAGCCUGCUGAUCGUCGAGGGUAACCACAACGAGCAGUGCCUGCUGGAUCUGGUUUACGAAAUCGUGGCCGAGAAAGUAGAGCUGGGCGAUGAAAUCAGUCGCUGUGCGGCCGGUGCCACCGAAACCAAGGACGCGCUGCCCGAAUCGUUCUACGAGUUCAUCAAUCUGCUGCAGCGCCUUUCCAACUCGAUUGCCGAGACGACGCUCUACUCGUUCGUGAGCCAGAACUCGGUCACCGAUCCGGAGCGCCAUCUCGAGUUUCUGCAGGAAGCGUUCGAGGAAACGGACCGUGCCUGGAACGAGGAGGCUCUGCCGCUGAUGCAGUUCGAGCUGGACGCUAUGGAGUACAACCGUCCGCUGAUCGUGGCGGACAAUGCGCAGUGUCUGCAGACGAUCGUCGACAGACAGCAAGCUUUCGAAGAUUCGAUUCGCGCGCGCAUUCCGUCGUGUUUGUAAGGUAGCUAGCAGGAACUCAUCCUUAAGAGAUAAUAAUAAAAAAAGUAAAAACGAUAUGGCUGCUGCCAGAUAAUGGAUA
This is a messenger RNA of Anopheles stephensi (Asian malaria mosquito), 925 nucleotides long. RefSeq lists its product as uncharacterized. Bases 106 to 846 code for a protein of 246 amino acids. Lineage: Eukaryota; Metazoa; Arthropoda; Insecta; Diptera; Culicidae. The transcript is spliced from 2 exons. The record is from RefSeq and is a predicted model, not a curated record.